Camelina sativa (false flax) is the source of this 730-nucleotide messenger RNA. NCBI's taxonomy places the organism in Eukaryota, Viridiplantae, Streptophyta, Magnoliopsida, Brassicales, Brassicaceae. The record is from RefSeq and is a predicted model, not a curated record.
UUUUGAAAGUUUUCCUCCAUGGGUCCAUGAAAUCGUGGACGGUCCUGAAAAUAAAGUUAAGUCUUGGCCUAUAUAUUUUACAAGAGGUUAUCUGUUUCACACAAAAGCUCACGGUCUCACUAAAAAAACAAUGAAUUAUGAGGUAUGUGUCCGAGGACAAACUUAUUCCAAUUCAUCUGGCGAGGACGAUUUUUACGGGACCAUUGAAAAUAUCAUAGAGCUUACCUAUCCAGGAUUUUUGAAUUUACGGGUCACACUUUUCUAUUGUGAAUGGUAUGACUCUACAAUUGACAAAGGCACUCGAAUACGCGAUGGAGGCAUUGUUGACGUGUUGUCAUCAAGGAGAUACCGACAUUAUGAACCGUUUAUAUUAGGUUCUCAAGCUGAUCAAGUUUGUUAUCUUUCAUAUCCUCACACUAAACGACCUCGAAAACUUUGGCUCAACGUUCUGAAAGUUAAUCCAAGGCAUGCUGUACAAGGGAACUUAAAACAAAAGGAGGUUGUUAUAUUGCAGCAAACAGUUGAUGAUGGAAUGACAGAUUCAAUAGAGGAGAUCAUAGUUGACAGUUUCGUAGAUGGUAAUCAGCCUAAUGAAGAACUUGAUUUUGAGAUCAACGAUGCUGAACAAGAAGACGAAUUUCGUGGCAACUACUCGUCGUCGUCUUCGUCUUCAGAUGAGGAUGAAGAUCAAGAAGAUGAAAAUGAGGAAUAUGAAUAAUUUUCAUGUUUA